CGCAUGCGCACUUUACGCCUGCAUUUCGCAUAUACUUGCUUUCCACGCGUGUUUAAGAUUCACCUAUUGGGAAAAGUGAGAUUUAAAGUCAGAAAUAGUUUAAAUAUAAGAUUCUAUUAGUAUGGGAGGCCAGGCUAAGGGCAAAAAGAAAACCAAGGCGAAGAAGAAGGAAAACCGUCCAAACAGGGGGGAUCUGGGAUUUGUUAAUCUGACUCCUCAGGAAAGGAUGAAAGUAAGAAUGCAUGAAAAAGCCAAGAAGAAGACAGCUGAGAAGUACUCGGUACAGCAACUCCUCGAAAAGACAGAAGAAUGCAUGGACAGUUUUGACUUUGAGAUGGCCGGUCUCUUCUGUCAGCGGGCCCUGGAUGUGGAGUCCACCAACCUGCAGGCUCUAGACAUGCUGGGACACAUUUACUCUGAGUUAGGAGACACGCAGAAAGCUAAAGGAGCUUUUCUGCGUGCUGUGGAGCUGAGCCCAGACAUCGGCCACAGUAAGUACAUGUACCUGGGACAGAUCCACACUGGCAAGGAGGCUGUGGACUACUACACCAGGGGAAUCCAGGUUCUCCUGUCUGCACUGGAGAAACAGGAAACAGCAACUCCUGCAGGGGCUGCUGCCCUCCCAGAUGAGAACUCCGAGCUCCCGACAGCGAAGGACGUCAGCGUCGCCUACUGCUCCAUCGCUGAGAUUUACUUAACAGACCUCUGCAUGGAGGAGGGAGCUGCGGACAAGUGCAGGGAGUUCAUUGAGAGAGCAUUACAGUAUCACCAUGACAACCCCGAGGCUCUCCAGCUUAUGGCCAGUUACCUGUUCAGCACGGAGAGAAACCAGGAAGGUAAAGAAUACCUAUUGAAGAGCGUUGGAAUGUGGCUUCCUGCGCAAAAACAGAGCGCGGCUUCUUCCACCACAGAAGAAGACGUACAGAAUGACAUCCCACCUUACGAGUCUCGCAUCACCACCUCCAAACUGCUCAUCGAGUCGGAGGAAUACGAGACGGCUGUAGAUGUGUUGGAGGGUCUUCUGGAGGAGGAUGAUGAAGUUGUCCAGGUGUGGUAUCUCUCGGGCUGGGUUUGUUACCUCCAGUGGGAAAAAGCGAAGGAGCAGCAAGAAAGAGAAGGAAGAGAAGUGACACAGGAGGAGAAGGAGGAGUGGAAGGCAUUGACGGAGGCGGCCAGAUCGUACCUGACAAAUGCUAAGAAGCUGUACAGUAAGCUUCGGUGUGAUGACCAGCCCAUGUUGGAGCAUGUGGAGCAGCUGCUGGGCGAACUGGGAGGCGAGAUGGAGGGAGAGGAGGAAGAACCAGACCUGGAUGAAGACUAUGAACCCUGUAGCGAUGAGGACGAAGCAGAGGCACCCAUGGAACACUGAUCACAUCUCCUUAGUCUGAUUUUUUUCCUCCAUCGUGCGUCCCUGUAUUUCUUGUGGAUUCUCUAAAGUGCCUUUUUUCAAAAAAUGGUUUCCUUUCACACCUGCUUAUCAAAGAUUAAAUUUGAAUUCCGGUGAUAUGCACAAAGAAGAGUGGCAUUAAAAGCUGCGGUCUACUCAAUCUCUUUCAGUCAGUUGUUUAAUGCUUUUGGUAAAAUAAGUGCAUACUUGAGUAAUGCUUCGCUUAAUCUCCUUGACAGAUGUUGAUGAAAGAAAUUAGUUUUAGAGCUUUACUUCUCACCAGCAGCAGAAGCAGAACACCUUUGAAUGCUUUUACCUCUUGUUCACACCCACGCGUGGUUUCGACAAGCAGGCAUCCACGACACAUGUGCACAGCCAAAACAAAAACACACAAAAGCAGCAUGUUAAUUACUUCAGCUCAGCGGCAGCAGCAGUGUUUCCUUCUUAAAAACGGAAUCAUCUUAUGUGAGCAUUAUUCAAAAACCUGUCCGCCGACAAAUGCUGCCUUUAAAUGACAUUCUAAUAUUCCAAGCUUAUGUGCAAUGCUUGAAUUCUUAUGUGAUUCUGUUUAUUCUCUCUCUUCAUUUUUUUUUUUUUUUUUUUUUUUUUACUUUUUGGGUUACUCAUUGGGUUCACUGAGACACAGUAGAAAGAAUUUGACAUUAACUUAUGCAGAAUGCGUUUCUCUCUCUGCUAGACUGUUCAGAGUGACUUGCAUAAAACCUUCUGGAGAGGAGAAACAGGACAGAACUAGUUUUCAAACUGCAACAUGCAUGGGUUAGUGUUGCACAAUAGCAGACGGAUGCUUUUCACUUUUAUUUAUCGAUUUUUUUUCUUUUCUUAAAUUGAAUACAGCGAGGUGAAGAGAGAGAGUUUGUAUAUGUGAAUGGUAGACAGAUGGUGCUGUUUUUUGUGGACAAAGAUAAGUAUUUGAGCAGGGCUUUGUGUUUUUUUUUGUUUGUUUUUUUUCUAACAACAGAAAAACUCAAGUUUUGGUUGUUGACUGAGACAUUCACAGCAAACUGAAGUGUCAGGGCAAAAAUAUAACACUGAGUAUACAACCGGUGAGUAUGCCCUUGUGCAAAAACACUUAAAUGUCAAAUAAUUUCAAAUUUUAUCACCUCUCAAUAGUUUUGUUAUUUACAAGCUGAACAAUGGAGUGUGUCAUCUAAUGCACACCAAAUACUUGGGGAAGACUGAAAGUUGAACCUCAGCACAGGUGUGGUCGCUGACAAGUUAGCCAACAUGACCUCUGAAACAGAACUGAGUGUAUCCCUGAUUUCCACUAAGUCUGCAUGAACAUGGUUAUAUAAUAAGCUGUAAACAGCAAAACUUUCUUAGUUUUGGACCUGUCGAUUGUAUCUGUCUGCACGUCUUCAUCAUGGCUCCACAUGGAGAAUUCUCAGAGGAAUCAAAACUGUGAAUGAGAGACUUCACAAAGAUAGGAAAAGAUACAAGGAGAUUGUUGACGAACAAACGAAAAAUCAGUGCAGUAGUAACCAGGGAGUAUAGAACCUGUAGUAACACUAAUCAUAGCCGCAGUGGUCCUAAAAUAACAUCUCAGACAGUGAGCUACUUUUACAGUCUAGCUCUGAAGUGCUUCAGACUUGGCACAGGGGUUAUCAUUGGAAAUCUGUUUCUGCAACAGCUCAGACAAUGUGAAGGACAUCAGCAUCUAUUGACUGUGUCCAAGAAAAAGAAAAAAACUUGCAUGGUCUUUGGCACAAAACUGCAAGACUAAACUUGCCAGAAAAACAUGAGAAGAAAUCUUACAAAUAUUGUGAGCAAGCUCUUUAGUCAGAUUAGACUGAAAUAAAUCAGCUCAGAUGGGAUUCAGCAUGUUCACUGUGAACCUGAUCAGGACUACCACAGUGAAUACAUAAUCCUGACAGUGAAGAACGGAGGUGGGACUGAUAUGGGGCUGCAUGACUGCAAAGGGUGUUUGGGAGAUGACAUUUGUAGAUACAAAUUUCUGUGGAUAAACCAAAAUAUUGGCUCACAAAGUGACUUCCAGUCUGCAGAAACUUGGCAGGAGAGCAAUAUUCUGACAACGCUCGAGAGCACACUGCCAAAAUCCUUUAAGAGUUUCUAAAGAGGGCCAAAGUGAAAACUUUGACCCAGACGCGUUUGUUGUCUGACUUGAAUCCAGUAGAACACUGCUGGGGUAUUUAAAGGAGAAAAGUAGAGCAACACAACUAUAACAAAUGACAGGGAAUCUGCCCAGAAAUUUUUGCAGCACCGGUACAGGUGGAUGUGUAAAAUGUAGAUCUAAAAGGCGUACUGAUUUUGUUGCACAGAGUUUCUAUUUUAGGGCCUGUAUUUUCAAAAGAUAAUUCAGGAUCAUUUGACAUUUAAGUGAUGUUGCACAAGGGAUAUACUCAGUUAGUAGUAAAAUGAUUUUUUUCACAUCAGUGCCCAUUGUAUCUCAGAAUCUUGCAAACCUGCAUAAAGUCCAUUUGUAUGUGUGUGUUGCAUUGGCUUUAGCAAGAUUAGAAUUGAUUGGCUUCAUUUAAAUAGCAUCUGUCCACAUUCUGAAGGGUUUUGCAGCUGUGCAGUAGUUUCUGUGUCCUUGCAAAAUCUAUUAGAACAACUAACUUUUCUGAGACCCUGUUGUGCUAUUGGUGCAUGUUGAGUUUCUCCCCCUAGUUGCCUGCUGCGUGUGACAAACAUGCUGAAACACACAACCACCACAGAGAAUUUCUCCGUGCAACCACGCCUGUUAACACACUCGGGCGUUGGCUGCCACGCGGCCCCUUUGAAGAAUUUCAUAACCGGUAAAUGGGAACGUUAUCUGAGAUCCUGCCCCUGAUAGUGACCCAGCUGCAAGCCGAGAGGCCUGUUUGGGAAUACAGGGGUUCAGAUACCGUGAUCUGAUUGUGCGUGUUUGUGUUUAAGGAGCAUGAAAUACAGCUCAGGAGGAAAGUUACAGAUAGGAUGCUGCGUGUGUGUGUGUGUGUGUGUGUGUGUGUGUGUGUGUGUGUGUGUGUGUGUGUGUGUGUGUGUGUGUGUGUGUGUGUGUGUGUGUGUGUGUGUGUGUGUGUGUGUGUGCAGGGUUUUGCUGCAGAUUAUCCUAGCCUAAUGUGAUAUGAUGUGUUGUUAUUUGUGGACUGGGCCUUGCUCACAAAUAUUCAUGUCUGUGAUGUUUGCUGUAUGGUAAUGCACCAGUACAAGCCUUGAGGAGCGACUACCUGGAGCGACUCUGUCGUCUAGAAUUUGCCUUUUAUAAUUAAAAUGAGCCCUAUUGUGUA
Molecule: messenger RNA, 4635 nt
Organism: Acanthochromis polyacanthus (spiny chromis)
Lineage: Eukaryota; Metazoa; Chordata; Actinopteri; Pomacentridae
Exons: 11
Coding region: 122-1369 (415 amino acids)
Biological process (GO): cell division
Molecular function (GO): protein binding
Source: RefSeq, a predicted model, not a curated record